This is a messenger RNA of Drosophila santomea, 879 nucleotides long. RefSeq lists its product as uncharacterized. The coding region runs from base 27 to 737 and encodes 236 amino acids. The record is from RefSeq and is a predicted model, not a curated record. The transcript is spliced from 2 exons. Lineage: Eukaryota; Metazoa; Arthropoda; Insecta; Diptera; Drosophilidae.
CCGAACGCAGCACAUCGAACGCAAAGAUGCAGUUGGGAAAAGCUAUAAUCAUACUCAUUUUGCUGGCCAUCCAGCAAAGCUGCCUGGCACUCUACAUCAAGGGCGUGGAGAAGACUCCUGCCAAGAGCCAAGGACCCAAGGACGAUUGGGGCGUGUUCAAGAACACACUCGGACUAAGCCAAGAAAAAGUUGAACUGCUCAAAUCGCAAAAGGAUCAGCAGGGCACCAAGGAGCUGCUGAAUCGCUUCAUUCUGGAGAAUCCAAAGGCACUGCCCAAGGCCAAGCAGCAACCGGAUCAGUUCAUGGGCCUCUACAGAUCCAUCCUCAAGAAGCUGACGGCAUCCAAGCGCCUGCUGAAGACCUCGCUGAACUUUGAACUGGCCGACAGGCCGCACAAGACACUGAAAAGGCCGCGUCGCAAGAUAGCCGUGAAGAUGGUCUCCGAUAUGCCGUCGUGGAAGAUCGAGAGUCUGCUGAACUCGUUCUAUCUGAAGCACGGCAUUCCCCGCAAUGCCGAGGAGCACGAUUAUCCCGACCAGGACAUGGCCCGGGACACUGAUUACGACUCCGAUAACUUCUACGACGACGAGGGCGAUGUGGGCCUAACGGCCAAGACGCGACAGAACACCGAGUAUGGCUCGUUCCAGGACCUCAUUAUGCAGGCCAAGAUGAACGAGUGGGAGCGGGAGGAGGAGGAAACCAAGUUGCACGGCCCAGACAGUGAUGAUUACAUCUAAGUCCGUCUAGGGGUAUCCACGUUGAUGGUGGGCUGUGCAAUAGAGGUUCAUAUGCUGGCAUUGGACUUUUCUUUAGGCUAGAGUAGUUUGUAAUGCCACAAACGCGCUUUAAUUCAAACGAUUAGUGUUGUAUUUAUUAGCA